Mytilus californianus (California mussel) is the source of this 1527-nucleotide messenger RNA. RefSeq names its product sialin-like. The transcript is spliced from 11 exons. The coding region runs from base 14 to 1510 and encodes 498 amino acids. The record is from RefSeq and is a predicted model, not a curated record. Gene Ontology annotation, molecular function: transmembrane transporter activity. Gene Ontology annotation, biological process: transmembrane transport; monoatomic anion transport. NCBI's taxonomy places the organism in Eukaryota, Metazoa, Mollusca, Bivalvia, Mytilida, Mytilidae.
UGUGUGUAAGUGUAUGCAUCGCCACCAUACAUUAAAGCAGAUUGUUAUGAGUUCUUCCAAAGAUGUUCCAUGUUGUUGUUCACAGCGCUGGAUUUUGGCGUAUACUAGUUUUGUUGGUUUUUUCUUUGUGUAUUCAUUACGUGUGAAUAUUAGUGUGGCUAUUGUGUGUAUGGUUAAGACACCAAAUAUUACAACAACUGAUACAUUUGACAAUUCGUCAUCUAGUAUAUGUACCGGUACCGCUUCUUCAAGACAAGUUUUUAAUGAGCACGCUGAAUUUGAUUGGAACAAGGAAGUUACGUCAUCAAUAUUGGCAUCUUUUUUCUAUGGUUACAUAAUUACUCAGAUUCCUGGAGGUUGGUUGUCAGACAGAUUUGGUGGCAGAUAUGUGUUUGGGAUUGCCAUGGCAAUUUCUUCCAUCAGUACCUUGUUGAUACCCGUAUGUGCUAGGAAUUCAGUAGUUUCUGUUUAUGUAUUGCGUGUUAUUCUUGGAUUAGCUACAGGCGUAUCAUUCCCGUGUGUGCAGUCGAUGUGGGGACGCUGGGCUCCUCCCCUAGAACGCAGCAAACUAAUCAGUGUAUCGUUUCUAGGUACAAUGUUCGGAAAUGUAGCCACAUUUGGAUCAUCCGGGUAUUUAUGUGAAUAUGGUUUUGACAACGGAUGGGGAUCUAUAUUCUACAUAACAGGCGGUCUUACUGCCAUUUGGGUAGUUAUAUGGUUUGUGGUGGUACGUGACACCCCUUCGGAACAUCCUUGGAUCAGUGAGGUCGAGAGAGAUUACAUUAACAAUGCCAUAGAAUAUGACACUUCAAAAAGGACAGGCAAAGUACCAUGGUUAGAAAUGGCAAAAUCACCAGCACUGCUUGCCUGUACCACUGCUCAUAUAUGUAACAACUGGACAAACUACACAUUGUUAACAAGUUUGCCGGCAUUUUUGAAAGCAGUUCACAAGUUUAAUAUCAAAAGUAAUGGUUUGCUUAGUGCUUUGCCAUACAUUUGCCAGGCUGUGUCAGGAUUUAGUUCAGGACAGAUAGCGGAUGUUUUACGUAGUAAAGGUGUUCUAUCAACCACUGCAACACGACGACUACUUCAGAUCAUUGCUUUUUCGGGAUCUGGCAUAUUCUUGGUCGCUACGGGAUUUACUUCAUGUGAGCACAGAUCCCUUGCUAUUGCAUUUUUAUCACUAGCCGUCAUGAUAAACGGAUUUUGCAGAGCAGGUUAUGUCGUGAACCACGUUGACUUUGGGCCAAAAUAUGCAGGAGUUUUAUAUGGUAUAACCAAUACAUUUGCUACUAUUCCUGGGAUGUUGGCACCAAUAGUAGCUGGCCAGCUGACACCGAAUGAUACACAAGAAGAAUGGAGAAAUGUAUUUUAUGUGUGUGCUGCCUUCAAUGUUCUUGGAAUUUUGGUGUAUGGCUGUUUCUCUAGAGGAGAAAUCCAAGAAUGGGCAAAAGAUGAAGAGGAAAUUGUGAUAGAAAAACAAAAUGAUAAGACGGAAACUAAAUUGUGAUCAAAUAAAUAUAUAAA